Sordaria macrospora k-hell is the source of this 1575-nucleotide messenger RNA. The record is from RefSeq and is a predicted model, not a curated record. NCBI's taxonomy places the organism in Eukaryota, Fungi, Ascomycota, Sordariomycetes, Sordariales, Sordariaceae.
AUGCUCAUCAACAACACAUUCCCUGGACCAACAAUUACAGCGGAUUGGGGAGACUAUGUCCAAGUGAACGUGUAUAACGAUCUGCAACACAACGGAACAUCGAUCCACUGGCACGGUAUCAGACAGUUUGGAGAGAGCAACCAGGACGGAGCAAAUGGAGUCACAGAAUGUCCCAUUCCACCGGGCUCCAUGAAGAGCUACACUUUCCAUGUCACACAAUAUGGCACUUCCUGGUACCAUAGCCACUACUCCAACCAGUACGGUAAUGGAGUUGUAGGAGCACUCAUCGUUAAAGGCCCUGCUUCGGCCAACUAUGAUAUUGACCUCGGCCCUUACAUGAUUCAGGAUUACUACCGGCAGACUGCGGAUCGUCUUCAUUAUGUUGCCGAGCUUGUCCAGAACGGUCCUCCCCCCGACAGCAGCACUAUAACCUUCCGCGGAAAGAGCAUCAACCCAACCGGCUCUGGCGGUUCGUACGACCGCCUAGUUCUCACCCCGGGAAAGAAGCAUCUACUGCGUCUCAUCAACGCCAGCGUGGACAACUCCUUUACCAUUUCUCUCGUCGGCCACAACUUCACUGUCAUCGCCACUGAUCUUGUCCCUGUCACCCCCGUGGUCCGCAGCAAGCUCUUCAUGGCCGUUGGGCAGCGUUACGAUGUUAUCGUUGAAGCCAAUCAAGCUGUAGGCAACUACUGGCUCAACGCCACGCUCGAGACCAACGGCAACUGCGGCACAACCCUGAACAAGUUCCCCGCGGCCAUCAUCCAGUACUCAGGCGCCAGCAGCACCGCUCUACCCACCAACAAAGGCACACCCGUCACCGCCGGCUGCGCGGGCGAAUCCGGUUUCGCUCCCAUCGUCAAGCGAACCAUCUCCUCCUCCCUCUUUGCCCCUUCCACCCUUCCCAUCUCACUUAACACCCCCACCAAGCCCCAAGGCCAAGUCUUCGAGUGGCGUAUCCGUAACACCCCAAUCGUUGUCGAGUGGGACCACCCUGUACUCGAGUACAUCCUCGAGGGCAACAACUCCUUCCCAGCAGCCAUAAAUCUCGUCGAAGUCCCCGCUGCCGACACAUGGACCUUCUGGGUCUUGCAAAAUGACUUUGCCCUCCCCCACCCCAUCCAUCUGCACGGACACGACUUCCUCACCCUCGGCAUCGGCACCGGCACCUUCUCCGCAAGCACAAUGAUGAACCAACUCAACUUCAACAACCCUAUCCGUCGCGACGUCGUGCAGAUCCCCGGCGGCGGAUGGCUCGUCAUGGCGUAUAAGACGGAUAACCCGGGCGUGUGGUUGAUGCAUUGCCAUAUUGGGUGGCAUGUCGCUAUGGGACUGGGGAUCCAGUUCUUGGAGAGGAAGAAUGAGAUUAAGCAGUUGAUGAAGCUCGAUCAGAUGGUGCCUAAUUGUAAGGCUUGGAGAACUUAUCAGCCUAAGAGUCCUUAUUUGCCCAAGGUUGAUUCGGGGCUUAAGAGAGGUUUGGGAGAUGGUGAGGGGGUGCGGCUGGUGAGGGAUGGGUUUAACUUCCGGGAGGUGGAUUUGGAGGCUAGGGAGCCUGCUGUUAGGAGGCUUUGGUAG